AUGCAUGAAUCCUCUGAGACAAUCCUACGUAUUUCUUGCUUAGCCGGCCGAACAGAAUUCGUAAAGGAGUUACUGAAGAAGAAAGCAGAUUUAGCAACAAGGCUCAACCCAGUUGGCUUUAGCCCAUUUCAAAUAGCUUCAGCAAAUGGGUUUGUGGAGAUAGUAAGAGAGCUAUUGACGGUAAACAGCGAGCUUGGCAAGCUUAAAAGCAGUGAUGGUAGAACUACUCUUCAUUGUGCUGCCGUAACUGGGAUGGUUCCUGUGAUUAAGGAAUUGCUCUUGUUUUGUCCUGCCAGCAAGGAUAUCUUGACAUCCAAAGGCGAAACCGCACUUCAUCUAGUUGUAAGAAAUAAUCAGUUUGAGGCUUUCAGAGCCAUGGUUGCUGUGCUCAAGCCUCUUAACAUUAAGGAGCUUCUAAACGUGACAGAUGAAGAUGGCAGUACUGUUUCACACCUUGCAACUGCUAAGAAGCAGACUCUGGCAAGUUUCUCUUUCCUCUCUUUGUUCUUUCUUUCUGUUUGGCCAAGUCCAAAAGGGAGGUGCAGGAUCCUGAAAUCACUUCUUGGAGGUCAAGAAAUUGACAAAGGCACAAUCAAUGUGAACGCAGUCAACAAGAUUGGAUUGACUACUUUGGACCUGUUGGAUGUUUCACAGCAAAUGGAGGUCGAUGCAGCUGAUUACAUGGUCAGGGAAUUGCUUCAGGGUGCAGGAGCAUUACGAGCAAAGGAACUUGGAACUGUUGUUGAUAUUACGGAUCAAGUUGCUCGUGUCUCUACCACUAUAUCAGCAUCAUCCCCUCAGAAUCUAGCCGAAGAAGUUAAACAGACUCCAGCAGGAACACAAAAUGCUUUGAUGGUUGUGGCAGUACUUAUUGCAGGCAUGGCAUACCAAGGCAUCUUAAAACCUUCUGCUGGCAAUUAUUCGUCAGAAACUGAUGAUACGCUUUACUAUUAUGCUAUGAUAGCAUCAGGAAAUGGGCUUGAGUUUAUUAUUUUCAGGCAACACCAUCGGAUUUUUUGCGUCGUUUGUAGUGAUCAAUUUGGUUAUUCAGGUGUAUCCACUCAAGGCGUUACUGGGGCUAGCUGUGCGUUGUAUGGUUGCAAAUUAUAUUUGUGGUCUUCUACUUAUCGAUCCGACUAG
Messenger RNA from Dovyalis caffra, 1140 nucleotides. NCBI's taxonomy places the organism in Eukaryota, Viridiplantae, Streptophyta, Magnoliopsida, Malpighiales, Salicaceae. The record is from the annotation of a GenBank genome assembly.